Messenger RNA from Knipowitschia caucasica, 1797 nucleotides. The record is from the annotation of a GenBank genome assembly. Lineage: Eukaryota; Metazoa; Chordata; Actinopteri; Gobiiformes; Gobiidae.
AUGCACAUGUGUGUGUACGGCCUCAUAGACAGGCACAUGCACAUGUGUGUGUAUGGCCUCAUAGACAGGCACAUGCACAUGUGUGUGUACGGCCUCAUAGACAGGCACAUGCACAUGUGUGUGUACGGCCUCAUAGACAGGCACAUGCACAUGUGUGUGUAUGGCCUCAUAGACAGGCACAUGCACAUGUGUGUGUAUGGCCUCAUAGACAGGCACAUGCACAUGUGUGUGUACGGCCUCAUAGACAGGCACAUGCACAUGUGUGUGUACGGCUUCAUAGACAGGCACAUGCACAUGUGUGUGUACGGCCUCAUAGACAGGCACAUGCACAUGUGUGUGUAUGGCCUCAUAGACAGGCACAUGCACAUGUGUGUGUACGGCCUCAUAGACAGGCACAUGCACAUGUGUGUGUACGGCCUCAUAGACAGGCACAUGCACAUGUGUGUGUACGGCCUCAUAGACAGGCACAUGCACAUGUGUGUGUAUGGCCUCAUAGACAGGCACAUGCACAUGUGUGUGUACGGCCUCAUAGACAGGCACAUGCACAUGUGUGUGUACGGCCUCAUAGACAGGCACAUGCACAUGUGUGUGUAUGGCCUCAUAGACAGGCACAUGCACAUGUGUGUGUACGGCUUCAUAGACAGGCACAUGCACAUGUGUGUGUACGGCCUCAUAGACAGGCACAUGCACAUGUGUGUGUAUGGCCUCAUAGACAGGCACAUGCACAUGUGUGUGUACGGCCUCAUAGACAGGCACAUGCACAUGUGUGUGUACGGCCUCAUAGACAGGCACAUGCACAUGUGUGUGUACGGCCUCAUAGACAGGCACAUGCACAUGUGUGUGUAUGGCCUCAUAGACAGGCACAUGCACAUGUGUGUGUACGGCCUCAUAGACAGGCACAUGCACAUGUGUGUGUACGGCCUCAUAGACAGGCACAUGCACAUAGUGUGUGGAGAAGGAGGAGGUCAGAGAGUGUGGAGGAGGUCAGAGAGUGUGGAGGAGGAGGAGAAGGAGGAGGUCAGAGAGUGUGGAGGAGGUCAGAGAGUGUGGAGGAGGAGGAGAAGGAGGAGGUCAGAGUACGUGUGGAGGAGGUCAGAGAGUGUGGAGGAGGAGGAGAAGGAGGAGGUCAGAGUACGUGUGGAGGAGGUCAGAGUGUGGAGGAGGUCAGAGUGUGGAGGAGGUCAGAGUGUGGAGGAGGUCAGAGUGUGGAGGAGGUCAGAGUGUGGAGGAGGCCAGAGUGUGGAGGAGGUCAGAGUGUGUGGAGGAGGUCAGAGUGUGUGGAGGAGGCCAGAGUGUGGAGGAGGUCAGAGUGUGUGGGAGGAGGCCAGAGUGUGGAGGAGGUCAGAGUGUGGAGGAGGCCAGAGUGUGGAGGAGGCCAGAGUGUGGAGGAGGUCAGAGUGUGUGGAGGAGGUCAGAGUGUGGAGGAGGUCAGAGUGUGUGGAGGAGGUCAGAGUGUGGAGGAGGUCAGAGUGUGGAGGAGGUCAGAGUGUGGAGGAGGUCAGAGUGUGGAGGAGGCCAGAGUGUGGAGGAGGUCAGAGUGUGGAGGAGGCCAGAGUGUGGAGGAGGCCAGAGUGUGGAGGAGGUCAGAGUGUGUGGAGGAGGUCAGAGUGUGGAGGAGGUCAGAGUGUGGAGGAGGCCAGAGUGUGGAGGAGGUCAGAGUGUGGAGGAGGUCAGAGUGUGGAGGAGGCCAGAGUGUGGAGGAGCAGCAGUGCUCAUGUGAUGAUGAUGAUGAUGAUGAUGAUGAUGGUGGUGGUGAUGGCGCUGGCUCGUGUGGAGGGCGGGGUCUGUAUGGCCUGA